Messenger RNA from Pistacia vera, 1323 nucleotides. RefSeq names its product LRR receptor-like serine/threonine-protein kinase IOS1. The record is from RefSeq and is a predicted model, not a curated record. Gene Ontology annotation, molecular function: ATP binding; protein kinase activity. NCBI's taxonomy places the organism in Eukaryota, Viridiplantae, Streptophyta, Magnoliopsida, Sapindales, Anacardiaceae. Bases 1 to 1323 code for a protein of 440 amino acids. Gene Ontology annotation, biological process: protein phosphorylation. The transcript is spliced from 11 exons.
AUGGCUGGAAUGUUGGACUUUAAUAAUAUGAAGACUCGUCAAUAUCUGUAUUGUUCAUGCUCAGGAACCAGAAAGUUAAGUGGAAAUAAGCUCACAGGUUCGGUUCCAGUUGAACUUAUUGAAAGAUCUCAAAAUGGUUCCCUAUCAUUAAGCGUGGAUGGCAAUCCAAAUCUUUGCGCUUCAGUUUCAUGCGGCAAGAGAAAGAAGAAGAACAAUGUUGUUGUUCCAGUUGUCGCAUCAUUCGCUUCCUUGUUCGUACUAUUAGCUGCAUUGGCUAUUUUCUGGAGAAUUAGAAGUUCAAAACGAGAAGGUAUGUGGGGAGGAACUUCAAGAAAGCCACCAUAUGUGUCAACAGAAAAGAUCAGACGAUUUACGUAUGCUGAGCUCUCCAUAAUCACCAACAACUUCAAAAGAGAACUUGGUGAAGGAAGUUUUGGAAAAGUUUACCAUGGUUACUUGGGUGAUGAUACUGAAGUUGCUGUGAAAAUUCUUUCUGAAUUAUCAAAUCAAGGGUAUGAACAGUUUGAAGCAGAGGUGAAGCUUCUGCUGACAGUUCAUCACAGAAACCUGACAACUCUUUGCGGAUAUUGUGACGAAGGCAAGAAAAUUGGGCUCGUUUAUGAGUACAUGGCCAAUGGAAACUUGAAACAGCAUCUGUCAGAUAAGAGUGCAGAUGUCAUGAGCCGGGAAGGUAGACUUCGUGUAGCGGUGGAGGCAGCACAAGGAUUGGAGUAUCUACACCACGGCUGCAAGCCACCAAGAGUACACAGAGAUAUCAAGUCUGCGAACAUCUUAUUGGAUGAAAAUUUCCAACCAAAAAUAGCUGAUUUUGGGCUAACAAAAUCAUUCCCAGUUGAAGGUGUUACUCAUAUGUCAACAGCUGUUGCUGGUACCUUCGGUUACCUUGACCCUGAGUAUUGUCAAACAUAUAGAUUGACUGAAAAGAGUGAUGUAUUUAGUUUUGGGGUUGUUCUUCUGGAGUUGAUCACAAGUCGGCCUGUGAUUGCAAAUACCAAUGAGAAUAAUCACAUAAGCCUGUGGGUUGGUUCCAUGAUUGGACAAGGGGAUAUAGAAAACACUGUUGAUCCAAGGUUACAGGGAGACUUCGACAUCAGCUCUGCCUGGAAAGUUGUUGAAAUAGCAAUGCUUAGUGUGUCUCAAACUUCCACUGAAAGGCCAACCAUGAAUCACGUAGUGAGGGAAUUGAGUCAAUGUUUAGAAAUGGAGAUUGCUCGGAAGGGAAGACCUGGGGCUGAACCAAGAAAUCAACAUGAAAUGGUCUCUAUAAAUCUAGGAACUGCACUUAAUCCUUCAGCAAGGUAG